UAAACAUAUUCCGGAUGGCAGGUUUACAUCAGAUGCUCUGAAACAGAUUCCCGUUUUCUCACAAACAUCAAGCUUAAACAGGAGCUCCAUCGUCGACAUUUUACUGCAUUUGCGAGAAACUGCUUUGAGAUAUGAUACAUCUCGAAUUGAUUUUGACCGAGAAAAUGCUUUCAGUGAUCAACAGUACACAACUCUUACUGGUCUUAGCAAGAAUUCCUUUAACGACCUGUUGUCUUAUAUCAGCGACAGUGUUAAGAAUACAUCUGUACGCAGCGCUAGGAAUAGCCUGGGGAUUUUUCUUGUGAAGAUGAAGUCCGGCCUUUGCAACAGUAUCCUGUCAACCAUUUUCAACGUCUCCAAAGCAAGCAUCCGUCGGGCUAUUCAUACAGUGCGGAGGGCAUUAAUGGAAAACUUUGUUCCCCAGAACCUUGGUUUUCAACACAUAUCAAGAGAAAGUGUUAUUCAACAUCAUACACGACCAUUAGCUGAAUCAUUGUUUGGUGGAACCGGAAGUCAAGCCCUACUAGUACUGGAUGGUACCUAUAUAUACAUUCAAAAGAGCUCCAACUUCACUCUCCAAAGAAAAUCCUACAGUUUGCAUAAAGACCGACCACUGUAUCUACAAGCGGUUAUUACAUCUCUGUUAUUGGACCCUAUCUCGCAAGAAACAACGAUGCAGCCAUCCUUCAGCACAUCAUGAAAUCAAACAGGGAGGAUGUAUUGAAGUGGGUUGAGGAAGACGAUAUCUUCAUUAUUGAUAGGGGUUUUAGGGAUUCUGUUGCAUACCUGGAAGAACUUGGCAUUCAGGCUAUCAUGCCAGCUUUCAUGAAAAAGGGGGAGAAGCAGAUGUCUACAUCAGAUGCAAAUACAAGUCGACUUGUAACAAAGAUUCGAUGGGUUGUUGAAUCGGCAAACGCUAGAAUAAAACGAUGGAAACUGCUUGACUGUAUUCUACCCACUAGCCAAAUACCAUUUAUUGGUGACUACGUCAAAAUUGUUUGUAGCAUAUCAAACAAAUACUACCCACCACUUUCUUCUGGUGACAGAGAUGCCGAUAAGGCUGUUGCAGCCAAAAUGCAGUUUCUUGCGAAACAAGUGAACCACCUUAAGGAGGAAGUCGAAGCAAGGAAACUGCGCUCACGAGUAGCCAUGUGGAGAAAUCCUGAAGAUCUCGAUUCCUUGGGCUUCCCUCAUUUGGAUGAGGAUGAUAUUCGCAACAUAACGUGUGGAGUGUAUCAGCUUAAACUUGCUAGCAGUUAUGCGGCGGAACAUUUUCAAGAUGGAAGCAAUAUCUUGAUACACAAAGAGGACCCGAAUCUGCUGAGAAUCAAAAUUCAGAGUAGACAUGUCUCUGCGAAAUCAUAUCUGCUUUGGAUUCGUUUUGAUGAAAUAAGUAUAACGCGUUGGUACUGUCAGUGCAAAGCUGGGGCCCGAGUGGUGGGGGUUUGUGCGCACGUCGCGGCAGUUAUUUGGUAUAUAGGACUCCGUAACUACAAAUGAUCGUUUAAAUCUGUCCAAGACUGGGGAAGAUUCGUUGAUGACGCUUCAGUUUUGCCGGAACCAGUAGACGAGUCCGAGUCAGACGAAGAUCUAGUUGAAGAGUAAAUUAAACGGAAGUUGUCAAAUGAAAUCACUGAUAUGUAUCAAUUGAAUUGUAGAUGGGGUAAUUUUUUUGAAAGGUAGUUUUCAUUUGUUUUUGUUUUUUAUUCUUUAAAUCGACUCUCUUAAAUGAUAUCUGAUUUGUAGUACAUAUCAUAAUUAUCAAAAGUUGAAUUCAAUAACAUGCUUGUCAAUAUGUGAACGUUUACUUUUCUAAUGGCCACUUGCUGCUUUCAUAGUCAUCAUUUUAUGUACUGUAUGAUUUUAAAGAAUAACGAUCGAAAUUUUGAUACAUGCAAAAUAUGUAUAAUGAAAGGGGAAUCCAAUAUUCUUCUUUUUCAGUGUAUUUUGUGUACGUUUAAUAUAGACAUAUAGUUUAUAUAAUGUCUUAUAAUAUAGGUAAUUUCAAAUAGAAAGUUUGAUUAAUA
Messenger RNA from Magallana angulata, 2027 nucleotides. RefSeq lists its product as uncharacterized. The transcript is spliced from 3 exons. NCBI's taxonomy places the organism in Eukaryota, Metazoa, Mollusca, Bivalvia, Ostreida, Ostreidae. The coding region runs from base 697 to 1500 and encodes 267 amino acids. Gene Ontology annotation, molecular function: zinc ion binding. The record is from RefSeq and is a predicted model, not a curated record.